Scheffersomyces amazonensis is the source of this 1013-nucleotide messenger RNA. It is a transcript of the gene CTP1, whose product is annotated as Ctp1p. The transcript has 2 exons. NCBI's taxonomy places the organism in Eukaryota, Fungi, Ascomycota, Pichiomycetes, Serinales, Debaryomycetaceae. Gene Ontology annotation, biological process: mitochondrial citrate transmembrane transport. The record is from RefSeq and is a predicted model, not a curated record. Bases 61 to 942 code for a protein of 293 amino acids. Gene Ontology annotation, molecular function: citrate secondary active transmembrane transporter activity. Gene Ontology annotation, cellular component: mitochondrion.
AGUAGUAGACUAUAAAUUUAUAUAGUUUAAGUUAUAAUUGUAAUUUCAAGUAUUAACAUAAUGACAACUAAAAAGCAAGUAGAUCCAAUAAAAUCAUUUAUAGCAGGUGGUACAGCUGGGGCUAUUGAAGGAGUUGUGACAUAUCCAUUUGAAUUUGCUAAAACAAGAUUACAAUUAGUAGAUAAAUCAUCUAAAGCAUCGAGAAACCCUUUAGUAUUAAUCUUUAAUACUGCUAAAAAGCAAGGUAUAGGUGCAUUAUAUGUAGGGUGUCCUGCGUUUGUUGUAGGUAAUACAGUUAAAGCAUCAAUUAGAUUUUUAGGAUUUGAUUCUAUUAAAGCAUUAUUGGCUGAUAAAAAUGGGAAAUUAUCGGGUCCAAGAGGAGUUAUAGCAGGACUUGGAGCAGGAUUAUUAGAAUCCGUAAUAGCUGUUACACCAUUUGAAGCCAUUAAAACUGGAUUAAUUGAUGAUAGACAAACUGCAAAACCAAAAUAUCAAAAUGGUUUAAUAUCUGGUACAGUUAAAUUAUGUAGAGAUAUAGGAUUUAAAGGAGUAUAUGCUGGAGUUGUUCCAGUUUCAUUAAGACAAGCAGCAAAUCAAGCUGUUAGAUUAGGAUCAUAUAAUGCUAUAAAGACAAUGAUUCAACAAGCUUCAGGUACUAAACCAAAUGAACCAUUAAGUUCAUUAGCAACUUUUUCAGUAGGAGCAUUUGCUGGAACUAUUACUGUAUAUACUACCAUGCCAAUAGAUACAGUUAAAACAAGAAUGCAAGCUUUAGGAGCUGAAAAGAGAUAUAGUUCAACAUUAAAUUGUUUUGUUAAAAUCUUUAGAGAUGAGGGAUUAUUAACCUUCUGGAAAGGUGCAACUCCCAGAUUGGGUAGAUUAUUCUUUAGUGGAGGUAUAGUAUUUACAAUCUAUGAAAAGAUGUUAGUUAUAAUGGGUUAAAUUUUAUAUAUAUAUAUAUAUAUAUUAAUUAAUUUAAAUAAAAUUUUCUUCAUGCAUGUCCAGUAUCGGGU